CAGAAGCCAUUGUGUGAACCCAUCAUUUGUUUCCCAUUUGUUCUGUUUCCAUUAAUUUUCAUUCUCCUUGUCUUCCAUUCCUAAUUAUCACAAGAUAUUAAUACUAUGAUUCACUGCAUCUUCAGACAUAAAUACAUACAUUUUACAUUGAAACAAGAAAAGUUAGGGCUUCAGUGACUUAAGCUAUGCAAAAUAUCUAAGUUUGAAGGACAAUAUAAGGUAAGAGAAAGUAUACUAAACUUUGAAUCAGUAGAAUUAUUUAUUUUUAUAUUAAUUUUUAUUGGAGUAUAGUUGCUUUACAAUGUUGUGUUAGUUUCUGCUGUACAGCAAAGUGAGUCAGCUCUACAUAUACCUAUAUUCCCUCUUUUGUGGAUUUCCUUCCCAUUUAGGUAGCCACAGAGCACUGAGUAGAGUUCCCUGUGCUAUACAGUAGGUUCUCAUUAGUUAUCUAUUUUAUACGUAAUAUCAAUAGUGAAAAUACAUCAAUUCCAAUCUUCCAAUUCAUCCCACCCCCCAUUUCCCCAAUUAGUGUCCAUAUGUUUGUUCUCUACAUCUGUGUCUCUAUUUCUGCUUUGCAAAUAACAUCACCUAUACUUUUUUUUCUAGACUCCACAUAUGUGCAUUAAUAUACAAUAUUUGUUUUUCUCUUUCUGACUUACUUUGAUCUGUAUGAUAGUCUCUAGAGACAUGGAUGAAAUCAGAAUAAUUUAGAUGGCAUGAUCACCCAAGUACAACCAUGGAGCAGUCAUGUGGCCUCUUAACUUUCAUUUUCUCAUAUUUAAAAAUAAGAUAACACCCAUCAUAUACCUCACAGUCCUACAACCUAAAAUAAAACCUCAGAGCAUUAAUUAUAUCAGAGAUUCCAUGAAAGCAAAAGCAAUGUUGUUCCUAAUUUUUAUUCUAUGCCUUCAAGCACAGCUCCUGGCUCAUAAAAAAAAAAACAAAAAUAUUUGCUUCUCAUUGUUUGAGACGGUUCCUUAGAAAGCACAGCAAUCAGUAAAACACUAUACAAAUAUAUAAUUUCUAUUCAAAGUCUACCUCUGGUCAGACUCAAUAGCAAUAAUUUUCUGUCCAAGAGAAGAAAAAGUUUGCAAGAAAACAAAUGGGGUUUGAAAAUGAGUAAAUGCAAGGUUCACAGGCUAGUUGAGCUGCAAGCACAAAUGCUUUAUCUAGUUCUUUUCCUGACAGUCCUGUGUUUGGUUUUUGCUGAAUAACUCAUGCAAUAUUUAUAGAUAUGUGGAGAGAGAGGCACCCUUUAACAGGAUAACAGGCAAAAUUUUCAGUUCUUUUCACAGCUUCCCUAAAGGUACUCUUUCUUCUUAAAUUUGUGGUAUUAAAAUUUAUGAACAUGAUUCUCAAAAUCUCAGCUAAGGUGCUUGUUAAAACAUGCAGAAGUUCAAACACAAAUAGUUAUGGUAUUCAGUGGGAAGGCCGAGAAGGAAAAGUCCUGUUUCUUGUUUUGUUUUAUUGGAGUAUAAUUGCUUUACAAUGUGGUAUUCAUUUCUGCUGUACAAUGAAGUGAAUUAGCUACAUAUUUGGGGCAGUACGAGAAGGGGAUGACAGCGGAUGAGAUGGCUGGAUGGCAUCACUGACUCGAUGGACGUGAGUCUCAGUGAACUCCAGGAGUUGGUGAUGGACAGGGAGGCCUGGCAUGCUGCGAUUCAUGGGGUCGCAAAGAGUCGGACACAACUGAGAGACUGAACUGAACUGAUUCCCUCCCCUUUGAGCCUCCGUCUCAUCCAGUUUCACUCAUCUGUUAUGUGGAACAGAGAACUCAGCUUGGUGCUCUGUGAUAACCCAGAGUCCUAUGUUUUUAAUAAGUGAUCCAACUUGAUUCUGACACAAAUAUCCUUUAAUACACCUUGAGAAACACUACUUUACAGCUUAUUCCCUAUCUGCCUUUUGAUAAAUUGGUUAGUCUCUUUAAAACUCAGUUUAUUCAUCUAUGAAAUGAGUUUAAUAUUAUUACCCUACUUAUAAAGUAAUGUGAGGAUCAUUUAAUAUAGUGUGUAAAGCAUUGAGCAGAGUACCAAGCAUAUAAUUAAUACUCAACACAUAUGUGUAACUUUUAUAGCUCUGGACUCUGACAUCCAAAGACACUUGAUUGUUUUGCCGUAAACAAUCAAUAAACAAGCAGAUUUGGCAGGGAGAGGGACACUGAGGAAAAACAGAAAUACUAAGGAUUCUGCUGCUACUUCAAAUAUCUUGAGAUUUGGCUUUGGAGCAUAAUGUCAUUAUUUUCCUAUUUUCACUUGUCCAUUUAGAAAGUACAAAUUGGAACUAAUAACUGAGAAAACCAGAUUAUUAGUUUCAAAGAUCAGCCAUAUCUCUGCAAUUUAGUGUUUUAUCUCUCCCCAAUGGAAAAGCACAGAUUUUAUAUCACUGUAUAUGACUGCAUUGUAAAGAAUAAUAUUUUAGUGGAUGGAAAAAUUAUAAUUAAAAAAUGUAAACCAAUCAAGCCAUACCUAUAAAGAUUCUUUUUAUCUGAUACUCAUACCAAAAGUAUCUUGUACAAGAAGUCAGAAUAGCUUGGAUUUUAGUAGCACAGUUUCUGUGAUCAGCUCACCCAGUUUACAUACUAACUCUUCCACUUAAUACAUGAAUGAAUUUGGGUAAAUACUUUGACUUGUCCAUGCCUCUAUUUGCAGUUUGGUUACAACAUACUAAUAAUAGUAACUAUUUCACAGAGCUGCUGUGAGUCAAAGUAAUGCAUGUAAAAGACCUUCAAAACAGUACUUGGCACAGUAAAUAAGACUGUAUGAUUAGAAACAUUAAAAGUAAUACAAGUAACAUAUUAAUUUUUGGUUAAGAGAGCCCGGUGUUUUUCCCAAAGAGAUUUAUCAGAGAAUAUACCAUAUUGGGAACAAACUAGAUCUUUCUGAGCGUGAUAUUUAGUGAGGAUAAAAUUUGAGAGCCCCUGGAAAUUAAUGUCUGUCACUGAAGUUCCAUUUCUUCAUUCUUGAAAUGACUCUUAAUGCAUAUUUUUAUGUUUAUUGUUUCCUCCUCUUUGUCACCUCAAGAUAGAAACUGCCCUAUUGAAAAGAUUGAAGGGAGUUAAAUCACAUUAUUUCCUAUGUCAGAAUCUCAGGUCACAUAAAAAUCAUAUGAAAUAUUUGGAGAAUUUUCUGAAUAUUCUUUGCUUCUGGAGAUGCUCUUGGUCCCAUCAUACACCUUGGAAAGCAGAACUCAAAUAUACAGAAAUAUCUGGGCAAACUUGGCCUCUGAUUUCCAGUUAAUUCAACUUUUGGGAGGUAUUAGCAAUGUUCAUGGGGUGGAAGGGGAGAAUGGUCCUGGUGUUUAUUCCACUGGCUGUCUCCUAUCAUGCUGUGGUUUGGCAAAGGCUGCACAUUCUAUAUCUUAGACCAUGACCUUAUCAGAUAGGUCACAAAGUUCCAACAAACACCCUUUUCUUAACCUUUCAGGCCCAGGGGUGAUAAUAACUCACCAAUGCAUAUUUCACCACCCCUUUUUGGUUCCCUUGUUGCUGUGGUUGUUUGGCCACUAAAUCAUGUCUGACUCUUUGUGACCCAUGAACUGCAGCACUCCAGGCUUCCCUGUCCUUCACUAUCUCCCUGAGUUUGCUCAAACUCAUGUUCAUUGAGUCAGUAAUGCCAUCCAAGCAUCUCAUCCUCUGUUGCCCUCUUCUCUUGCCCUCAAUCUUUUCCAAGAUUAGGGUCUUUUCCAAUGAGUCCCUUAAUCCUUCUCAAACUUUAUAAAAGUGUCCUUGUUAAAUGCCCUCAGAUGACCCCUGGAGUGUGCCCUUUGAUUUCUUCUGUUACAGAGAUCAAUGAUUGAUCCAGUGAGACACUGAAACAAAAGAGAAUUUUGCAGAUAGUUGGGAUCUGCAGACUGUAAAUUACUAAGAUAUGACUUUUGGCCAUGAGGACAAAUGGCCAAUAUACGAAUGAGGAUUAAAGUAUCAAGUUUCUCAAUACCAAUACUGUAGUCACAAGAUGGGGCAGAAACAACCCUCCAUCCAUUAAAUAAUUCAUGCUUCCCUUCUACAGUGAAAUUACUACAGAAAUCUUGCCAGCCAGGCAAAAAUUAUGUUGAUCUGGCCCAACCUUUAGAACCAAACACAGACAUUAUUAGUGGAUGUGAAUGUGAUACCCAGUAUUUCAAGGUCAUGGCUUUUAAGAAAUGGUUGUAGAUUUUCCAGCUUCUCCUUUUCUAUCCAAUGGCUAGAAGUAGGACAUUUAAUCACUCACAAGACGGAAGGAGCAAGGCUACAUUUAGAAGACAACUACCCAUUAACUAGGAUUUGUUGUUGUUCAAUCACUAAGUCGUGUCCGACUCUUUGUGACCCCAUGGACUAUAGUAACCAGGCUCCUCUGUCCAUUGGGUUUUUCAGGUAAGAAUACUGGAGUGGGUUGCCAUUUACUUCUGCAGGGGAUCUUUCAGGAUGAGGGGUCAAACCUGCAUUGGCAAGUGGGUUCCUUACUACUAAGUCACCUGGGAAACCCGUUAAAUCAGGAUUACUGGAGCUAAAAUUGUUACAGGGGAGAAUUUACUCCAUGCGGACCUGUUAUCUUUUACUUUAACCUUUGCUUCCUGUUGCUUUGUUCACUAAAAGGAUACCUUUUUUUUUUUUUUUUCAAGGAUAAUGUAUUCUCUUUCUUUUUUUUUUUUUUCCUUUGCUGAUUUUUUUAAAUAUUUUUAAAUAUUUUACAAUGUUGUGUUGGUUUCUGCCAUACAACAAUGCCAAUCAGCCAUAAUUAUACAUACAUCCCCUCCUUCCCUAGCUUCCCUCCCCUCUACAGGGAAACAACUGAAAUAGCACAAUAAUAAAUGCAUAUGUUAGCAUUAUUGAGUCUAAGAUUAAAAUAGCAAUGAUCGAAGACAAUAACAACAAAAACAAAGGAUACUGUUCACACAUAAUAACCUGCCUUGGGGAAGCCUGCCUCUAUGCCUAAAUGUUAAACAAAAAUAUCUUUGUUCAGGACCCUGUCCACCUGUGGAUGGCUACAAAAAGGAAGAAAUUAACACAUCCCCCAUGCUCAUUCCACAGAGACUGGCCUGGAAUUCCAGGAAAUAUUUGUAAGAUUAAUGGCCUUUUUUAUUUUACCUCCUCAUCCCCAUCCCAUCUGUUCUAUAAAAGAAUCUGGUAUUAAGUCCCCAUAAGAUGGUUAUUUUGAGACAUUUGUCUGCCAUCUUCUCCUGUUCAUUGCCUCAAUACUUCAUCUCUCAUUUAAUUGGCCUGUUGAAUGGUGAGCCGAGUGAGCUUGGACUAGGUAACAAAAUGUUAUGUAAGUGAGAAAUAAACUCUGUGUUAAACAAUAAUUAUUUUGAGGUUUACGUGUCACAACAACUGCAUCACCCCCAACUAAUAUAUAGUGUGUACAUUUAUUUUAGGGAUUAAAUCCCUUUCCAGCUUCCUUGUUUAAAGAUGUACAGUAAUAUACAACUCUUUCCAUACUGGUUUGCCCAAUGUGAGUUAUCCUCAUUCUUUGCUAUCAAGGUCAUUCUCAUCUUCAUAUUCUAUCCCAAAUAUAAGCUCAUUCUCUGUCCUUUUCAUCUUGAUAGUAAUCCAGUACUAUCACCUUCAACAUCUGCUACAUUGUAAAAACAAGAGCAAUAAUCUAUUCUGUAACUGGCCGUAUUGGUUCAGUUUCUUUCUCAUUUCCCUCUUUACCAAGUUAUGCUUUGGCUAAAACCUCAUAAACUUCUACUUUCUGGAUGAAGAUGUAUGUAUUCUAUUCCUUAAACUCAACAUGUUUUCCCAGGGGUGUGAAAAGGUAACUAAUUUCAGUUCUUGCAUUAAUCUGCUCCGGACUACAAAAGGAGAAUUUGUCUCAGCCUUUCAUGUGGACUGCCUUAUCCAUCAAAGCAUCCCAGACAUGCAAGAGGAUGAAAUAUACACCUCUCUUCAGUGGGAUACUCCAACAUCAAACCCUUAUCAGAAACAUCUGUCUUCCACCAAAAAUUCAGGAGUAUGGUGUCUUGUGACAGUGAUCUUAUGUAUUUUCUGCAUUGGCUCAUUGGCAACCUCUGUUUUCUUGGGCAUCAAAUUGUUUCAGAUGUCCACUACUAUAAUGAAGCAGCAAGAAAAACUCAUCCAACAGGAGAGAGCACUGCUCAACUUUACACAGUGGAAGAGAAACCCCAACCUACAGAUGACAUAUUGCCAAACCUUAAUGCAGAAUUCUUUCAGUUCAGCCUAUAACUGCAGCCCUUGUCCAAACAACUGGAUUCAGAAUGGAGAAAGUUGUUAUCAUGUCUUUGAAAGCUGGACAUUUUGGCACACUAGUAGAAAGGAUUGUUGGAAGAAGGGCUCUGAUCUUCUGCAAAUAGAGAGCAAAGAAGAAAUGGACUUUAUCACGGGCAGUCUGAAGAAGAUCAAGAGAAACUAUGAUUACUGGGUAGGACUGUCACAGAAUGGGUCCAACCAACCUUGGCUUUGGCAGGAUGGCUCCUCUCCUUCCGCUGACCUGUUGCCAAGACAGGGACCCCAGUCAACUAAUCAGGUCUGUGGAUACCUCAGAGACAACGACCUUUCUUCUGCUAACUGCAGCGUUUGGAAAUAUUUCAUCUGUGAGAAGUAUGCACUAAGAUCUUCUACCUGAAAGAAAUUUUGCUUAAAGUGAUGACUCCAUUAUGACCAUAUUUGCGAUAGAUCCUUCAAAAACCUGUAAUAAUGAGCCUAAGAGCAGCGCAGAACUAAACCAGUGCAAGAGCUGUAAAACCAGCUACCUGGAACACAAAGCCUAUCUUGCCUUUACACUUGGUAAUAUUCCUCAAUGCUUUCCAGAUGUUUCUUUGACACUGUUCAAAUUAAUUACCAAGAAUAAAAUUGGUUUAGAGCAACAGAGGACAAAACGGUACAGAAUGGAGACCAAGCUGAAGAAAAACCAUUUCCAUUUGUCUUUUUUUUUCUUUCUCUCUUUCUAUUUUUUUUUUAAAUUUAGAGUGACUAUAAACUCUACAGAAAAAUCAAUAAAUCACUGAUGAGAUGAUGCAAUUUUAGCUAACUGAUACCCUUUUUAAUACAUGAAUAAAUGUGAUCUUUCAAACUCACUGUUUGCAAAAUCUUUCUAUGCAUUUGCUGGGCUUGCCAGGCAUUAUGUUAUCAGACUGGUAGGAUGGGAAGACAGUGACAUGGAUUUUCAAAUUAGAGGAAAGAUAGGCUGCUAUCUGCUGCCUAUAAGAAAAAAUCAUUUUUUAGGACUGCAGAAUUUUACUGGAGAGAACAACCAGAGCUACAUGUAUGUGGAAGGAAUAGUCAGGCUGGCACAGCAGUGUGUAUCCAGUAAAGAAGAGCUGUGGCCCAUAUGUAAAAUAGGCAGCUAGUGGUGGGAAGUUGCUGUAUAACACAGGGAGCACAACCCGGUGCUUGGUGAAAACCUAGAGAGGCAGGAUAGGGUGAGAGGGGUGGGAGGAAGGUUCAGGUUCACAUAUGCUUAUGGCUGAUUCACAUUGUUGUAGGGCAGAAAUCAACACAGCACUGUAAAACAAUUAUCCUUCAAUUAAAAAUAAAUUUAAAAAAAACUACAAAAAUAGAAGAACUGUGAUCUUCCUUUCUACCUCUUACUGACUACCCCCACUGCUCACAUAUAAAAAGACUCAAGACCUGUAUGACAGACUCCAGGUUCACCCACACCACUACAAAUGACUCAAUUUCAUUCCUUUUUAUGGCUAAAUAAUAUUCCUUGGUAUGUAUGUACCACAUCUUUAUCCAUUCAUCUGUUGAUGGACAUCUAGUUUGCUUCCUUGUCCUGGUUAAAUAGUUGCUGCAGUGAACUGUUAUACAGAGUGAAGUAAGUCAGAAAGAGAAAAUCAAAUAUCAGAUAUUAAUGCAUAUAUAUGGAAUC
Bubalus bubalis (water buffalo) is the source of this 7808-nucleotide messenger RNA. It is a transcript of the gene CLEC9A, whose product is annotated as C-type lectin domain containing 9A. The record is from RefSeq and is a predicted model, not a curated record. Gene Ontology annotation, biological process: receptor-mediated endocytosis. The transcript is spliced from 6 exons. Lineage: Eukaryota; Metazoa; Chordata; Mammalia; Artiodactyla; Bovidae. Bases 5712 to 6563 code for a protein of 283 amino acids. Gene Ontology annotation, cellular component: cell surface; membrane.